AUGAUCCGAAGAAGUCUCCGCCUUAGCAACAAGAGGAGAGCCAUUGUUGUUAUUCCUUUGGAUCUACAGGUCGAGAUUCUUUGCCGGCUGCCUUCAAAAUCCGUGGUUAGGUUUAUGCUCGUAUCGAAAUCAUGGCGAGAAAUCAUCCUCAGCAAGAGUUUCAUCAGGCUACGAUCAUUGGCUCAACCUUUGCGUUUCCUACUCGUUUUUUGCGAUAAAAAUAACCAAACUGGACGCACAAGUUGUAGCUUCUUCUCUUCUUCUUCUUUAUUGCCAUCAUCAACAUCGAUAUCAACCACUUUUCUAUCCAGAAUAACUUUCCCUCUCCGUUAUCGACCCUCGUACUCUAAUUAUUAUGUUAAUGGUCUGAUGAACAUGGGAGAGAUCAUAUGCAACCCUUUAACCGGAAAGAGCGUGUCAUUACCAAAGCUUGUCAAAUUAACAGCCGAUAGUAAACCAAGGCUAGCUACGCGCUUUUUCGGUUAUGAUCCUGUCAAUAAUCAGUACAAAGUAUUGUGCAUCACCCCAAAUCAUGCACGAAACGCAACAUCUCCGUUUAAUUACUACUAUCAGGUAUUCACAUUGGGAGCUAAACCUAAAACAUGGAGAUUUAUCGAUUGUGACAUUCCUCACAUUUGUUUGUCUAACGGUUUGUGCAUCGAUGGGUUUGUGUACUACAUUGCGAUCUCGGGCCAAGGCAUCUAUGUGAUGAGAUUCGAUUUGAAGUCUGAGAAGUUUAAUAUCUUUGCAAGAGUAUCUCAAGAAACGAAAGCUUUGUAUUUUCGUGACAACGGUUGUAGAACUUUGAUAAACUACCAUGGCAAAGUAGCCGUAGCCAUUCAACCUUCUCACUCAGUGCCUUCAAUUGAUUUAUAUGUUUUCGAAGCAGGAGAAAAGGAUUACAAAGAAAAGUCUUUCUAUAAUAUUCCUCAGCCUCAUUUACGUAUGAAAUGUGUUGUUAAUCAUAUGGGUGACAUUAUUUUUGCACCUAACAGUUCCAGAAGUGAGGCUAUUGUUAUCCACCAUGAUCUCAAGGAAGCUAGUUUUAAGGAGAUGAAGUUUGAAAUUGAUCAACAGCCAGAUUGGUUUCAUGAAUCAAAUUGUUUCGAGGGUUACGUAGAGAAUCUCAUGCUGAUUAAAGCUAGGUAG
Molecule: messenger RNA, 1149 nt
Organism: Eruca vesicaria subsp. sativa (arugula)
Lineage: Eukaryota; Viridiplantae; Streptophyta; Magnoliopsida; Brassicales; Brassicaceae
Source: the annotation of a GenBank genome assembly